Molecule: messenger RNA, 1443 nt
Organism: Phytophthora sojae
Lineage: Eukaryota; Oomycota; Peronosporomycetes; Peronosporales; Peronosporaceae
Exons: 2
Coding region: 1-1443 (480 amino acids)
Source: RefSeq, a predicted model, not a curated record
AUGAGCUCGCCGCAGAAGAAGACCACCGCCGCAACAGAGGGUAACCUCUCUGUUGCUCAGUACCAUGAGCGCCAGCAGGCAAAGCGCGAUGCGCUCGCUGCAAAGGCUGCGGCGGGGACAACCCAGCCGGAGAUUGUCCUCGAAGGUUCCUCAGUAGUCAACGACGCCGUUGACUACGAGGACGACGACGUGGAGAUGGAAGAGGGCGAAGCCUCUUCUAGCAAGCGCAAGGAGUCUAUCGACAGCGAUAGUCUCGACCCGCAUGCCGGGUCGAGACGCCCUCGUGAAGGAGACGACUCGGACGCUUCGAGCUCGAAGCGUUCGCGCGGCGAGAGCGACACUCCGCUCUCUGCUGCUGGGGCUUUAAGCUCCCCGCAGAUCGCAGACCGUGUGGGCAACACCGUGCCUCCAAAUGAAAUUCUGCUGUACGUAUGCAGCGGGAUCCACGAUGAUGCUGUGGCGGAGGAGCAGCACUUUGAUCCAUCAACGAAUCAAAGGCGCGAUUACUAUAUCGGACUCUAUCACGAGCUCCGAUACUUCUCCAGCAAGAAGACCUCUUCUCGCAGCAAAAUGCCUGAGUGGCAGGCACUUUGUCAAAGUUGGAAUGCUUUUGUUGAGAACUUCAACAAGAAGCCGGCUGCUUAUCGUGAGCGGGUUAAGCAUGCCCGUGAGCGCUUCGAGACAUUCUCGACGCGCGGGCGGCUGGAGCAGCCCCACAGAUCCUCUGUGGACGCUGGAAUUCCAUGCGCUGUGCCCGAAGGCCAACAGUGCACGUUGUGUCUUUCGGGCGCGGCGCGCUUGAGCGACCGCGACCUAAACGGGUACACGACGAUUCGUGUACCUGCAAGUCUCAAGGAUCUCCGUGCCAAGUUCUUGGCACGUGAGGAACGCGACGAUCGUGGGACCUCGGGCGCUGUAGGUGACCACAGCGCUCGCACUACCUUCACGUCGGCAGUGCGUGGUGAGCUGCGUACGCCCUCACCAUUUCCGGAACGUCCUGCAGCAGGACGUCCCGUGGCUCCCAUGUAUCUUGGUGGGGCGAAAACCCUCUCCAACGAAUACGAUAACGAACCGGCUGCCGGUUCGUUUUCGGGAUACUAUGGUUCACAAUACGCUCAACAAUCCAGCGUGUUGAGCCGCGGGCGUCGCAGAUCGGAGGCGGCGGUGGUGGGAACACGCCCCGGGUAUGGUCAACCUGGGGUUGACCUUGGCCCGACGCUCGAGGAGCGGGUCGCUGCUGUGGAACAGCAUCAGAGCCGGGAGUUCGCCGCUCUGAAGCAGGAGGUGGCGACCCUGAGGGCUCAAGUCGCUCAGGCUUCGCAGACCGCGUCGGACAUCUCUGUCGACGUGGGAGGUCGCGUCGCACGCUUGGCCCAGCGCGUGAACGCGCUGGAGCAGAGGUUCGCUCCCGCUGGGGCUUCCGCUUCGGGCCAGCCGAGCUAG